AGACGUUUUCACGUGAAGAACGUACAUUUUCUGCGUUGUUUCAAAGAGAAUUCCUCAAUAUUAGGUGAAUCCAUCACUAAAAAAAUGUUAGAAUUCGAUGAAAAUAUUGUGAAACUACAAUGUUAAGGCGGUAUAUUCCUUUGUUAUCUUAUAAAGCUCAAGCUCAAAGACGCUAUUACAAAAUGACUACUGCCAAUACAAAACCCUUCACGGUGUUCGUGGAAGGUAAUAUUGGUAGUGGUAAAACGACAUUUCUGGAACAUUUUCGCCAGUUUGAAGAUAUAACGCUUUUGACCGAGCCAGUGGAGGAAUGGCGCAAUCUCCGAGGAUGGAACCUAUUGGAUCUCAUGUACAAAGACCCCACAAAAUGGGCAAUGGCUUUUCAAGCCUAUGUGUCCCUGACCAUGUUGGACAUGCACCGAAGACCUACAGCGACCCCAGUGAAGCUCAUGGAGCGGUCACUGUACAGUGCAAGGUACUGCUUUGUGGAGCACAUGCACAGAAGUGGCACUCUACACCCGGCCCAGUUCUCGGUGCUGGACGAGUGGUUCAGGUUUAUUCAUAAUGAGAUCCCUAUUCAAGCUGAUCUAAUCGUCUACCUCAAAACAAACCCAGUGAUUGCCCAUGAGAGGAUAAAGAAGCGUGCUCGCUCCGAGGAGCAGUGUGUCCCGCUGUCAUAUUUAGAAGAGCUCCACACCCUGCAUGAAGACUGGCUGGUUAACAGGACUCAUGCUGAGUGCCCUGCCCCAGUCCUGGUAAUAGAUGCAGACUUAGACUUAUCUCAAAUAACCGAGGAAUACAAGAGAUCCGAACACCAAAUCUUGAGGAAGGCCGUGGAUGUAGUGAUGCGGUCUCCGAACAAGCUCAGCCCUAAGAAACCUAUCACUAGCUCGCCUAUCAAGAUUGUUCCACAAAUUAGACUGUAACAUAGACUUAACCUUGUUAAGGUUGCUUUAAUUUUUAUAAUUUAGAUUUUAAUUGUGUGUUUUUGAUUUUACCUAAGUUCUUUGGUAAAAAAAUAGUUUUAUCUAUUUAAGGCACUGACUUUACCCUGUUGCGGCUAAUUUCACAUUUGAGAAAGAUCCCAAAAGGUAUCUUUUAUUUAAACAUUCGUAAUAAAAUUGUGUUUGUAGAUAUUAAGAGCAUUGCAGCAUUCAAGCCUCUUUAAGCAGUUUAAUUUA
Cydia splendana is the source of this 1181-nucleotide messenger RNA. RefSeq names its product deoxynucleoside kinase-like. Gene Ontology annotation, biological process: nucleobase-containing compound metabolic process. The record is from RefSeq and is a predicted model, not a curated record. Gene Ontology annotation, molecular function: deoxynucleoside kinase activity; ATP binding. The coding region runs from base 120 to 926 and encodes 268 amino acids. NCBI's taxonomy places the organism in Eukaryota, Metazoa, Arthropoda, Insecta, Lepidoptera, Tortricidae. Gene Ontology annotation, cellular component: cytoplasm. The transcript has 5 exons.